Symbiodinium natans is the source of this 1005-nucleotide messenger RNA. The record is from the annotation of a GenBank genome assembly. NCBI's taxonomy places the organism in Eukaryota, Dinophyceae, Suessiales, Symbiodiniaceae.
AUGGGGAACGCCGCGGACCUUGCACCGAGCCAGGCAUCUGCAAAAGUGACCGUACCCUGUCUGUGCUCUGGCUUCUUUGCAUCCUCUUUGCAUGGGCGUGGUGGCAAGACCAAGAAGAGACAGGGAGACGGGAAGUCUGCUGCUCACGUGCUCUUGGUUGGUGCCCCUGGCAUGGGGGCGGCAGAGCGUCCGAGCACCGUCCGACGGAGUGGAAGCACGCAGAAUGACGUGGAGGGGCUGCGUGAAGUGAGGGAUGGCCGGGAGAUGGCAGUCCAAGCGCAGACGGAGCCCGACGUGUUGCACCCGCCGGGCACGGUCGAGGGCGAAAGGGCUGCCAGCCGAGGCAGCGUCGAAGAGCAUUGUGCGGCAGAAGGUUCAGGUGGCACGCGGCCCGACCAUCCGCCUGCACAGAUGGGCUACUGGGUCCAAGUCGACACUGUCCGCGGGCUCCCGCAAGCUGGAAGCAGCUACCAGGUCAAAGCAUACUGGUCCAUUCGUCCGGCCGAGGCAGCUGUAUUUGGCAAGUGCCUCGCGUCGCCAGCAGAGCAGACGAGCGCCCAAGAUUGCAUUGUCAGGGGCCAGGUUCUGCUGCCGUUGACCAUGGCGCCGGGAAUGGCUGUUGUGGAGGUCUUCUGUGAGGGAGCUCCAAGCUCAGUUUUCCGAACGGAGCUGGAUACUUUGGACCCGCAGAACCACAGGCUCAUCGACCACCAGCUCGAUGCGGAAGUCGACUCAGCGAAGCCCGUGAUCCGUCUCAGAAUCUGGCCCCACCCGCUCACCAGAGCGGCCCUCGAUGCGAAGGAAGGUGCUGCAAGGGCCGCAGCACCUGAGCGAGAUGGCCCUCAUGAGGCGUCGUCUGUGGAGGAGGAGGAGAUGGAAGAAGAAGAGUUCGAGGAGGAGGAGGAGGAGGAGCCGGUGGAAGAUGACUCUCAGCCGGAACUUUUGGGCCAUUUUUUGGUCUUGAGCUGGUCACUUUGCUUUCUGUCGAGCUUGCAGUACGUUUGA